Messenger RNA from Drechmeria coniospora, 1671 nucleotides. RefSeq lists its product as uncharacterized. The transcript has a single exon. The coding region runs from base 1 to 1671 and encodes 556 amino acids. NCBI's taxonomy places the organism in Eukaryota, Fungi, Ascomycota, Sordariomycetes, Hypocreales, Ophiocordycipitaceae. The record is from RefSeq and is a predicted model, not a curated record.
AUGAUCUGGAUCAGACGGCGGCUCGUCGUCGUCGCCGUCGCCGUCUCCAUCCUCUUCCUUAUCCUCGCCUCCCAGGAUGGUCCCCGGACGACGGCGCGCCAGUACAUGACCAAGGUCGCCAACGUCGUCCAGAAGGAAAAGUCGGAGGAGGCCAAGGCGGCGGAGGCCAAGGCGGCCCAGGAGCGUGCCCGACGUCCGGUCCGUUAUCGACCCAACCCGACCUGGUCACCUCCCCCCAUCAAGGAUCCCUUCCCGGCGCUGCAGACGCAGGCGCCGCCUCCGGUGCCGGUUUGGAACUUGCCCAAGGCCGGCCUGCACGAGGCCUACGGGCUCUCGUACCCUCCCCCGCUUUUCAUCGGCUUCACCCGCUCCUGGCCCGUCCUGCUGCAGGCCGUCGUCUCCUACAUCACCGCCGGCUGGCCGGCCGAGCAGAUCUACGUCGUCGAGAACACGGGCGUCGGCAAGGCCAACGAGCAGGGGAAGCUCUCGCUGCAGAACCCGCUCUACCUGAACCACGAGCAGCUUCACAAGCUCGGCGUCAACCUCAUCCGCACGCCCGUCCUCCUGAACUUUGCCCAGCUGCAGAAUUUCUACCUCCACCUCGCGCACGAGAACACGUGGCCGUUUUACUUUUGGUCUCACAUGGACGUGCUCGUCCUCUCGUACGAGGACGGACUCGAAGAUGUCACGCCGGAGGCCGGUCACGCGGGCUACAAGACGGUAUACGAGCUGUGCCUGACGGCGCUGCAGCUCGCCAUCCGCCACGGCGAGCGCUGGGCCAACAAGUUCUUCGCCUACGACCACCUGGCGCUCGUCAACCGCGAGGCCUACGACGAGGUCGGUGGCUGGGACACGUUCAUCCCCUUUUACAUGAACGACUGCGACAUGCACUCGCGUCUGCUCAUGCACAACUGGACCCAGACGGAAGCCAAGGCGGGCAUCAUCACCGACGUGAGCACCGUCCUCGACGACCUCGUCGCCUUGUACCGCAGGCCCGAGGUGGAGCCGGCAUUUACCGAUCCGAACCCGCCGCCGCCACCGCCGAAGGCGCCUGCGCCGGUGGUCAAUACCGUCGAGGACGAUGCCGAGGACGGUGACGAGGACGGUGACGAAGACGGCGACGAGGACAAGACUGGGAACAAGAUGAUUAAGAGGACGGCGAAGGAAGGGGAAAUGGACAAGGGUAAGGCUGAGGAUGGCAAGGAGGGAGGGGCGGAGGACAAUGCGGCGAAGACGGCGAAGACGGAGAAGGCGGCGAAGACGGAGAAGGCGGAAAAGACGGAGAAGACGGAGAAGACGGAGAAGACGGAGAAGACGGAGAAGACGGAGAAGGGAGAGACGUGGAACGGGGUGAAUAAGGGAGGCACUGAGAUCAGGGGCAACGAGACGGAAGCGCGCGCGUACUGGACCAAGCUGCGCGACACGGCCGAUCGCAUGUUCCACUACAAGCACGGCGAGCGCGGUCGCAACACCUGGCAGCUCGGCCAGCAGGGCGGUCGCGGCGAACCCUAUUACUAUCCUUCGCGCGGCUUCGCCGAGGCCAUCGAGGUGCUGACCGAGGCCGGGCGCGAGGUCUUCCGCCGCAAAUGGGGCCAUCGCGACUGCGACCUGUUGACGGGCACGCGCCUGAAGUUGGAGGACCAGUGGCUCGUCGAAAAGGACUGGGAGUGA